GAACACUGUAAAUACCAGGCUAUAUAAAUGUUGUGGUAUCCAAGUUGUCGGUCAGUGAAGUUGCCACCGCCGUAGUCAACAUGACGUCCAGGGUACUACUGUGUGACCUCUGCGUCAUCCUGCUCUGCGGACUCACUCUGAUAUUGGCUGAAGAGAAAACUAACAGCUCACCACUGCCAGACGAUGGACCAAAGGGUAACUGUUCAUGCGGAGGAUUCCCGUCAAGCACAAUAGAUUCAGGAAGUCAGCCUAUCCUGUCACAGACCCCCGGCCUGGUGGUGAAGUGUGACGAUGAAGGCGCCAGCACCUGUAAGAGCCUUUGUAACGCCUUAGCCACUGCUACCAAGGCGAAGGGACCUGAGGUGUUGUGCAAUAGGCUUAAGAAUGCAAAGGAAUUAAAGUUGUCAGCCUUCUAUCAAAUCUGCGAUCAUGCAUGGACAUUUGCAGACAUGACGGCGGAUGAGCCGCUUUGCUGUGAAGAAACCAAAGUGAAGAUUUGCCCUUCUAUGGAGAAAGCAAACUCUACAGACACAAUCGACGCUAAGACAGUAAUGUAACGCGUUCUUUGUAAUGUACUAGUUUAGUCUCUCAUUUAUUAUAGUAAAUGGAUUAUACUCAUAAGA
This is a messenger RNA of Spodoptera frugiperda (fall armyworm), 623 nucleotides long. RefSeq lists its product as uncharacterized. Lineage: Eukaryota; Metazoa; Arthropoda; Insecta; Lepidoptera; Noctuidae. The coding region runs from base 81 to 557 and encodes 158 amino acids. The transcript is spliced from 3 exons. The record is from RefSeq and is a predicted model, not a curated record.